Molecule: messenger RNA, 2003 nt
Organism: Cajanus cajan (pigeon pea)
Lineage: Eukaryota; Viridiplantae; Streptophyta; Magnoliopsida; Fabales; Fabaceae
Source: RefSeq, a predicted model, not a curated record
GCAGAAUGGACGUGGUGUCCAUUAACCAUUAUUCGAUCCGAUGAAAGAGAGAGUUGGAUGUUCCAUUCCAUGGCAUUGGCAUCAUUACAUUACUUCUUAUUUCUCCAAAACCCCUUCGCCGGAACUUCCAUUUCCCAUGGGAACCCUUAUCAACACCGUCGACACCGUCAAUGCCGCCGCCUCCGCCAUCGUCAACGCCGAAUCCAGAAUCCAACCCACCACCACCGUGCCGAAAAAACGUUGGGGAAGCUGCUGGAGCUUAUAUUGGUGUUUUGGACCUCAUAAAAACAGCAAGAGAAUUAGCAACGCUGUCCUUGUUCCUGAACCUGUUGAGCCAAUAGUCCCAGUUGGAUCUCAUCCUGCUACUGUUGCACCAAAUCCUUCAACUGCCAUUGUAAUGCCAUUCAUUGUCCCUCCCUCUUCACCUGCAUCUUUUCUCCAGUCUGAUCCUCCAUCUGCUACACAAUCACCUGUUGGAUUAUUCUCUCUCAGUUCUCUCACCGUCAGUGCUUCUGGUGGACCUUCAUCCAUUUUUGCCAUAGGCCCUUAUGCCUAUGAGACCCAGUUAGUCUCACCACCUGUAUUUUCUAACUUCACAACUGAACCAUCUACUCCUUUCACUCCACCUCCUGAAUCUUUGCAGCUGACUACACCUUCAUCCCCUGAGGUGCCAUUUGCUCAAUUGUUGGCAUCUUCUCUAGACCGGGAUUGUAAAAAUAACGGUACAAAUCAGAAGUUUCCAUUAUCCAAUUACGAGUUUCAGCUAUACCAACAGUAUCCAGGAAGUCCUGGCACUCAACUCAUAUCACCUGGAUCAAUCAUUUCCACUUCUGGCAGUUCUACUCCUUUCCCUGACAGACACCCAGUUCUUGAAUUCCACAAAGGGGAAGCAUCAAAGCUCUUGGGAUUUGAACACUUCUUGACACGUAAAUGGAAUUCAAGGCUUGGAUCUGGAUCUUUGACACCAGACAGUGCAGGUCAAGGUUCAAGACUUGGCUCAGGAUCUUUGACACCUGAUGCUAAUAAGUUAGCUUCGCAACCAGGCUCUGGGUGUUUGACACCUGAUGGUUUGUGUCAAGACUCAAGGUUGGGUUCUGGGUCUUUGACACCAGAUGGUAUGGCGCCACCUGCUAGAAAUGACAUCUAUGUUGGAAAACAGAUAUCUGUUGCGAAUUCAGAGAAUGAAUGUCAACCAAAUGCAGCAUUAGUCAAUCACAGAGUUUCAUUCGAAUUAACUGGGGAGGAUGUUGCACGAUGUCUUGCAAAUAAAUCAGGGUCUUCAUUGCAUGGAAACAUGUCAGGGUCUUCUCAGGGUACACUGGCUGAAGACCCUGUUGACAGAGAAUGGAUACAAAAGAACUGCAGUAGUUGUUGCGAUUUGUGUUCAAGGAAAAAUUCAAAUGAUAAGCCUAGCAAUUCUCCUGGAGAAGGAGAGGAGCAGUGCUGUCGAAGGCAUCACUCUUUUAAUUCUUCCAAAGAAUUUAACUUUGACAACAGAAAAGGUGUUGUUUCUGAUAAUCCUACCAAUAGCUCCGAAUGGUGGACUAACAAGAAGAUUGUUGGUAAGGAAGGUAGAUCAAGCAACAGUUGGGCUUUCUUCCCAAUGCUACAGUCAGAAAUCAUUUAAAGAUUUAGUUCAUUGCAUUACAACUUGACCUGUAUGGUUUGGAACAGAAGGCUUUCCAUUGCAGAACCAUUAGCAUACUAAAUGAAUAUCUUAAGACACCUUUCUUAGUGCAGUUUAUUAAGCCAUGGGGAAAAUGGCAGUAAAUGCAUAGGUAAGUGAGGGACAUAGGUGAGACAACCGUUGUAUUAGUCCCUUAAAAUCCAAAGUAGAUUAUUUAAGGGGCAAAGUUGGAAGGGACAAGUAAAAUGGAUUCUAAAUUCUGAUAGAGCAUUACCUUAGUUGCAAGUAUACAGAAAUAGUGAGGUACAGGUAUUUGUAUUGUGGAUUGUUUUGACAUUUAAUAUUCAAUAAUAAUAUAAAAAUAAUUUCUUUUGCA